This is a messenger RNA of Strongyloides ratti, 2187 nucleotides long. RefSeq lists its product as hypothetical. Bases 1 to 2187 code for a protein of 728 amino acids. The record is from RefSeq and is a predicted model, not a curated record. Lineage: Eukaryota; Metazoa; Nematoda; Chromadorea; Rhabditida; Strongyloididae. The transcript has a single exon.
AUGAAGGUUUUUUUAUUAUUUAUUUUAUUGAUAAUAUUUAUAUUAAAAGUAGUUAUAAAUGAGCAUGUGACUAUUCGUUAUCAUGAAUAUAAAUAUACAACAUUUAAGUAUCCUCCUUGGAUUUCAAAGAAUAUCAAAUUACACGAAUUAGAAGAUUUAAAGAUAAAUGAAACAAAAUUUGAAAAUAUUCAUUUUAAAAACCAUAAAGUUAUUUAUAUUGAAUGGGAAGAGAUACAAAAACCAUUAUUCUAUCCAAAUCGUACUUAUGGUUUAAUGAUAUUUAAUGAAGAUUUAAAUGACUUUCAUGGUUUUUUUUUUCAUAAAAAUUUAAGAAGUUUCCAUUUUGUAGAUUUUAAAAUUCAUGGUCUAUUUUUAAAUGUUCAUAAAUGUAAUAUUGGCUACUUAUUUUUUGAUAAAGAAAUUAACUAUGAAAAAAUAAAUCACAAUAAAAAUAUUUAUACUGUUGAAUAUGCUGUUUUAAUUAUUAUUAAAUCAUUAAGUAACAUAAUUGUUUUAAAUGAAAUAAAUUAUCAUGAAACAAAUAUAAAAAUUAGUUUAUGUCCUUAUAUUAAUUGGAUAACUAAUAAUGGACCAACCAAAUAUAUACCAGAUGACUAUAUAAUAAAUGAUGGGUUUAAAGAUCCAUUUAGUGAAGAUGCAUACAUAAUUACUCCAGUUUUUAAAAAAAAUCCAAAAUUAAGUUUUUUCUCUUGUGGAAAACUUAAACAACCAACAUUAAAUUAUAUAUCAGUUGGAUAUAAUCUAAUUGAUGAUGAAAAUGAAAGAAAAUAUGUUAAGGAAAUUGAUCCUUUACAUGAUGAUAUAAUAUGCAAUAAUGGAAACGAUAAAAAUAACUAUUUGAUUUAUAGUUUUUCAAAAACUAGUACAAAUGAUAUGAUUAAAAAUAGAAUGGAAAGAAUUAUAAUUUCUUCUAGUAAAAUUUAUAAGUUAUAUGCUGGUCAAACUAUUUUUUUAUAUAAAAAAUUUGGAUUUGAAGAAUAUGAUCCUGAAUGGGAAUAUAAAGAUAUUAAAUGUGUUUUAAAAUUGAAAAAUAAUAUUAAUGCCACAAUUUUACCUACAUUAGGAUCAAUAAAUUUAGUUAAAUAUAAUCCAUAUAAUGAAAUUUUUUAUCAAUUUAUUCAAAAAGAAGAUUUUGAAAUGAUAAAAGAAUUUAAAUGUUUAUCAAAAGUUGAAGGAGAAUAUAAAAAUAAUCUUGAUGAAUUUUAUUCUAAAGCUGUUGAAUUUACUGUAAUAAAGAUUGAUAAUCAAGAAAAUAUUUUAAAAAAUACAUCAAAUGAAAUAAUUUUUUACAAAUAUAAAAUGGAUAAUUUUGGGUCAUAUAUUUGUAAGGAUUCUAGAAGUAAAGAGCUUUAUGAUAAAAAAAUUUUAACAUUUAAGAAAGUUUAUUUUAUACCAGGAAAUGAUACUGAAAUAAAUUUGAUUGAAGGUAUAGUACAAAAAAAUAGAGAUUCAUAUGCUGGAUGUCAACAAUCAUAUGAAUCAUUUUCUAAUAUAACAGAAAUUAAGGUAAAUUUUAUAGAAAAUAAUAAAAACUUUACAAUUAUUGGCAAUAUUCUUAAUUUACCAUAUAGUAUAGAAAUUGAAGAUAAUCAAGUAAUUUUUAAAGAUUAUGAUAACAUAAGUGAUGUAAAAAUUGAAUGUACAUAUAAAACAAUUUUAAACACAACUUUUGUUACAAAACAAAAUUUUAAACUUUCUAAAAGAGAAUAUUCAAAAAUUAUGUCAAAUGUUAUUGGAGAUUCUACUUUUAGAAAUUUUGUUAUUAGUUCAUCAAAUCCAUUAUCAUGGAUGUUAACAUUUAUUGUUAUUGUUACUUUUUUCUUUAUUGUAUUUGUUAUUACUCUACUUAGAAUGAAUAAAAAAAGAAAAAAAAUAGAAGAAAAAAAAGAUAUUAACAAGUCUAGUAAUUAUUCUAUGGAUUCAUUUACAUCAUCUUCUAGUUCAACAAAUGGUACAUUUGUAUCUCAGCUAUUUCGUUUUAAUAAUAGAAAAUUUUUAAGAAAAAAAAAAGGAACUAUGAAUAAUGAAAAAAAUAUUACUCAAUUACCCACUUUAUCUACUACUAUAAAAAGUGAAUCAUUAUCAAGUGUAUCGUCAAGUGUUAAAGAAAAUAAAAAAAAGAAAUACUUUACUAAUGAUGAUACAUUUAAAAUUAUAACUAAUUAA